AUGGAUACUCAAACGCAACUCGACAUCGCCAAGCUCAAUGAUGCCGACAGAAAAGAAUUGACCCAGUACCUCGCAAACGAGGCACAGAAAUCCAACAUCCAGCAAACUGUUCAUGGCCUGGCCGAUAUCUGUUGGAAAAAGUGCAUCACCGGAAAGAUCUCGUCGGGCCGCCUAGAUCACUCCGAGGAAGCCUGUGCGCAGAAUUGCGUGGAACGAUGGAUGGAUACGAACUUUGCUGUCUUGAAGCACCUCGAAACCCUGCGAGGACAAUGAAAGCUUCGUGUUCGGUGUACUAAUGUAUACAACUGCCUUUCGAGCUCGCUCCAUCUAGACAAUCUUGGUCUGCUGUGUUGGUUUUCCCAAUUCUCCACUCACUUGGAUCGAGAUCUUUCUUUGACAGAAAUCCAAAAUUGCAAUAUCCAGGCCACACCAAGGAAUUUAAAGCCUCAAGUAGACCUAUAUACACGCAUAUCGUACUCCACCAAUCCCAUGAAUUAGUCCUGGGCCCGAGAAGCGCCAUGCGUCUCAUGUUCACAUCCACCGGAAUUUUACAUUUAAAGGCUUCUCCAUUAAGACGCGGGAGAGUAUAACGGGGUAUCAUCCUGUGUCAUC
Messenger RNA from Aspergillus aculeatinus CBS 121060, 612 nucleotides. RefSeq names its product Tim10/DDP family zinc finger protein. The transcript is spliced from 2 exons. NCBI's taxonomy places the organism in Eukaryota, Fungi, Ascomycota, Eurotiomycetes, Eurotiales, Aspergillaceae. The coding region runs from base 1 to 273 and encodes 90 amino acids. The record is from RefSeq and is a predicted model, not a curated record.